This is a messenger RNA of Anopheles arabiensis, 3012 nucleotides long. RefSeq names its product AT-rich interactive domain-containing protein 1A-like. The transcript has a single exon. NCBI's taxonomy places the organism in Eukaryota, Metazoa, Arthropoda, Insecta, Diptera, Culicidae. Gene Ontology annotation, biological process: cell differentiation. The record is from RefSeq and is a predicted model, not a curated record. The annotation marks the transcript as partial.
UCAAAGAACAGUGCUUUCUGCAGGUGUUACAAAACAACAGUCGUCCACUAUUAUCACAAGUACCCUGCAAGGAAUUCCGUUUCAAAAAGUGAGACCGAUUAUAAGGAAGUAAAACCAUUUGCCUUUGAGACUGAUAUUAGCCAUUUAAUUGAAGGUGACAAAGGUAUUAAGCAACAAUCUACAGUAUCGGCUGGAUUGUGUUUAUCAAAAUCAAUAGAAGUCGACGGAGGUAACGGUCAUGGAAGAGUGUCUGCGUCAGUACAAAAUAUAAUUUCUCCUUCGACAGCCGAUUUGAACAUGAAAAUAGCAAGUGUAAAGAAAGUUUGGGAAAUGCCCACUGUACCAGAACAAACAGGAUCGGGAACAGUAAAUAGUGGCGGCGGAGGUAGUGCUACAUGCAACGUCAAUAUGGCAAAUGAACAUUCAGUUAGUGGUAGUGGAAAUGUUCCUAGUGGAAAUAAUGUUCAUUUAAAAUCAAAUUUCGUAAGGACACAACAUACAUCCCAUCAACCACAGUAUCAACAUUCCCAUGCUGGAACUGCUGGUCAUCACUCUCACCAAGCGCAUGGUACCCAUUCUUCUUAUGGAGCAGCAUUUGGAUCAGAAUCAGAUUCCUUAGUGGAACAUUUUAAUAGCUCCAAUAAUGUUUGCAAUAUUCCCAAUCCCACGGGAUCGAACAAUGGAUGCGACAUUAAUACUGGAAUUACUCUCAACAACGAAUGUAAUGACCCUUCUAAUCAGGGAUAUGGUCUGAGUCAUCAUCACUCUCAACAACAGCCGACAAAGGUUCAUCAACAGACACAUCAACUGCAACAGCAACAUCCCCACCAACAGCAAGAUCUACAUCAUCAACGACAGGCACACAAUAUGCAAGAAUCAGCUCAAUCGACUACGCAACAACAUACGCAACAGCCACAGAAACAAUUACAGCAUCCAUCACAACACUCAUUGCAACAUCAUUCGCAACAACUUCAACGUCAGCAGCAACAACAUAAGGAGCAAAGUCAACACAUUCAACAAUUGCAACAAAUGCAUCAACAAUCGCAACAGCAACAUAAACCACAAACGCAGUCGCAAUCACAAUCGCAUCCUCCGACGCAACCGCCUUCGCAAUCGCUGCCACAAUCACAAGCACAAACUUCUCAAUCACAAUUAAAGGUGCAGCACUCACCGCAACAGCAAUCGCAACAGCUGUCGCAACAAAUACCCCAACAACUUUCACAGUCUCAGUCACAACAUUCACAUUCGCAUCAGCAGCACCAACCUCAUAAACAAUCACAAAUUCAACAGCAGUUGCAACAGCAUCCUGCGCAACAACUUCCGCAACAAUUGCAGCAAACACAUCAUCAGCAAACACUACAAUUACAACAUCAGCAACAGACACAACAGACACAACAUGUUUCCUCUGUUAAUGUUCAACAGCAUCAAGCUGCAGUGGCCGUUACUAUGGGUCUGAACAAACACCCAGUGGCAGAUGUAUUGGCAGCGGCAGUCGCUGCGAAUAAUGUUAAUGUGUGCAAGGUUAAACCCACGCAACAAAGCAGUGCUGGUGGUAUGCAUCAAUCUAAUAGUAUGGGUUUGUCACCCCCCCCACAAAUGCAAAGCGGAUCAAUUCCUUCUGCUCCACAACCGUUCUACCCGGCACAGUACGGCGUAUCUGCUGUUCCAUCACCUCCUGCUGUGUUAUAUAAUUCAGCUGCUGCUGCUGCCGCCAUGAAUUCUCAAGGUGGAUUAUACAACGCAUUCCAAAUCGAACCAAGUGGUCGUUCACAAUUUUCACAGUUUCCUGGACACUAUGGAACAUCAGGUACAACUGGAGGGCCAUAUAAUACAUAUAUGACUCCGACCGCGACAAAUAUGCAAACGGGACCUACACCUGAGAUGUUCCAAAGCCUUUCAUCUCAGUUUCGCAUGGGUUCAGUCCAAUCUCCGUACAACCAAACAACUCAAAUGGGAAACCCAAAUACCAUGCUGAUAUCAUCAAAUAAUACUUCGUUAAUGUCCUCAUCAGUAAAAACUUCCACGCAACAGAUAGGUGCUAUUGGACAACCUAAACCUAAUGGCGGUGGAUCGGUUAAUCAACCACCGUUUGGACAGCAGUAUCUUAACAUGUUUCCGCCUGCUCCAUUGCAAAACACGGCAGCUAACUACUAUUCAAAUUCGGGUGGGGGACAAAACGCUUUUUUCGGCGCAGCAAGUGCUACAGGUGCUGCAACGCAGAGUGCGUACGGUAUACCACCAGCAGCAGUAGCUGCGUCUAACAUGUUUGGUGGUCAUGGUGGGCAAAAUCCUUCAAACACUUCCCAACCUCCGCCACCUCAGCAACAGAUGCCCAACUACUCUUCCCAAUUUUUAAAUUCGCCGCUUUUAGCUGCUACUAAUCCAACAUUGGGACAACAACAAUAUCGAGGAGCGCCAAACAAUGCUUCUCAACAUUCUGGAGCUAAUUCCUCUAGUUACAUAAAAUCAAACCAAUCUCCACAAUCAUCCCACAUUCAGCAACAACAGCAAGCACAACAGCAACAGGAUACAGUGAGUUAUUAUUCAUUCUAUCACAAAUAGGCUUUGAGUAUGCCUGCGUUUUAGUGUAACGCAUAACAUUAAUGGUCAUGUAUAGAGAAUAGGGUAUUAAGAACAAACUGAGAAUAAGUUGUUGGAAGAUGAAGCUCAUUAUAGUUGCUUCACAAUAAUUAUAUUUUUCGUCGCGUACAAUCUCAGUCUAUGGUUUUCAUUUAUUCAGCCUAUAGUUUAGUUUUUCAUAACAAUCUGCAUGUUCGUCUGGCUUGCGCAAAAUAAAAUAGGAAGUUUAUAAAAUCAUUUGUUCCCUUCAAUUGUCAUUUUAUGUUUUAUUUAAUCGCAAAAAAAUGGUUUACAAAUAUUUAAAUAAAAUGUGUGUAAAAACAUUUACUUACCUCAAGGUCCUAGUCUGUCAACUUUUCCCGAAAUUGGAUUGCUACCAUACACCAUACAUUUUACCAUACAAACAAAAAAACAAACAAACAAACAAACAAA